GCAUUCUAACUAUUUGUCUUCGUGUCAAAAGUCCGAAAGCCGUGCUAAUGAAUUCCAAUCUCGCGAUGUUUUCCGAGAACAAGUCAAAUACCAGCCAAAUCCAGGAAGCUCCAGUUUUUCUUAAACACAAAUGGCUGCGUUUGAACUGCCCUGCGGUUUUCCGUUAAAGCGAGCCGACAUUACUGGAUAUACGAUGUCCUUACCAGCCAUUUGAAACUGCAUUCACCUCUGGUCAAACCUUUGCUGAUAUUUUCAUCGACCUACCGAAGUCAUGUCUGGCUCAGGCGACCUACCAGCUAUUGAGUUUCCCGGAAUGGGUGGGAUGAAGCUCCCCAUUGGAAUGACUCGACGAGCCCUCAGCUAUGACGACAACUUGGAGGCCCCCAUGUCCACACCACCCCACGAUAUCAGCAUCAACAACCUCUGGAAACGGCCCGUCAUACCGGAGAGGAAGUUCCUGCACCUAGCUGAGGAGGAUGAGAGCGGUGCAGCCAGACAGUCCGCUGCCCAGGAGAGUGUCCAGUCCAGACCACCGGCUGUAGUGAAGGCCAAGGCCUCUUCGGUCAUCAUGAACUCUCUCAUCACUAAGCACACCCAGGAAAGUGUGUACAAGUUUGAGCAGAGAGCGGGACUCACCGACGCGGGCUACACGCCCCACAAAGGCCUCACUGCCGAGGAGACCAGACACCACCAUCGCAUGCCCGAAUCCCUGCAGAAAUUCCAGAUGCAGAGAAUGGAGACCAGAGAAGAGAAGAGUGCCUCUGCUCAGUCCACUCCAUCCAGCACCCCCCACAGCUCGCCCAAGCAGCCCCGCAGACGGGCUAAAAACUGCAACCUUUCGGUCCGUUUGCUCAGGGGCUGGUUCGGCAGCACCAGCUCAGAGGCCAGCGUCAGCUCCGGCCACAGCAGCGUGGACAUGGGGCCAGCAGACCCCCCCGCUGCAGGGGGGGGGGCCGUGGAGCGGUGGGGCAUCUUUGGCCCGCGGCCACUCGUCCAGAAUUCCGUCUCUGACCUAGGAUCCGACAGCACAGCAGCAGCAGGCUUUGCAGUCCAGGCCUACCGUGGAGCCCAGAAGCCCACCCCGAUGGAGGUGAUGAAGUCCCAGGCCACGCGGGCGGUGGACAACUCUCAGCUGGCCUCGCUGCCCAAGAUGGAGAUCCCCAGCGUGGAGGGUCAGCGGCCGGGGGCCCGGCCACACAAGCUCAAACACAGAGACAUGAACAUCCUCACACCCUCCGGCUUCUGAGAGGACAACCCCCCCUCUGACAACAGCCUGUAGAUACCGAAGGUCCCGUGGAGUGAAAACCUCCCAUAACCCACCUGCAUCCCGUCCUGUUGUCCUACCACCAAAACUAGUCCGCCUUUUUUGCUUUGACAUUAAUCAGCUAACGUCAGUAUGAUUUACUGAAACCAUUUCAAGCAUGCAUGAAAGAACAAAAAAAGCAUUUCAAGUUAGAAUCAUUUCAGAGGAUUACCUUUGAAUUUUGUAUCUCAGCCUGCUGUCAACAUCAUCUGCCACAUUUGAAUCACAGACAGGAGAUAAUUCCUCCUGUCAAGCAUCAGACAUUAUUUUCUGACCAAUGCACUAAAGUUUUGAUCACUUAAUCUCACUGACGAUGAGGGUGAUAUUCUAGUUGUGCUGGAAGCUGACAGGCAUGGCUCCUGUUCACUGACUGGCUUCAUUUCUAAGUUUGGUUUUCCUCGUUUUCAAAAUGUAUUUAUUUUGCCUCCAAAUAAGCUGGACCACCUUAUCGGUUUGCUCUUACCCAUCUGGACUUUGUGUGUUGGUGUCAGUGUGUUGCCAGAACACCAUCAGCAACCAAAACCACAAAAAGUUGAACCGUCUAGGAUUUUGGGGUUAAGUCAUGCUUUCCACCAACUCAGCAUUUAUUUCACUAAAUGAAAAGUAAAUAAGAGUCAAUUUUUGCUGGCUUGUGUCAUAUGGUCAGACUGUCAACAAUCAGCUCAUGAGUCUUUAUAGUCUAUGUUCAACUGAUGAGACGAAGGCACAUUGAAAUCCCAGAGAUCCCACUUUUCCCCCCAUUACAUUCCCUUAAUAUUGUGCUCCCUUCAAGAUGCAUAUUAACCUGAGGUUUUCACGAAGCAGGAUGGGAGGAAUUAAUUUAACUAAUUUGUGUAAGUGUAUGUUGGCAAUAAUGAAACAAUCAGAAAAAAACCAUGUUCCAUUACAUUCCAUUUGGUUAUGAAAAGAUCAAAAUAUCUCCAUUGUCUGUAUGUGCAUUUCUGAUCUUAAAGUAGCCAUUCCACUUAGUCUGUCAUCCACAGUGUUUUGGUUUUCCCGAAAAAGGAAAGUGACCAAAAUGGAAGUAAAGAAAGCAAAAUCAUUCAAUAGAUAAUGUCUGUUAACUUUCUCUUAAUAGAUUACUAAUAUGAAGGAUUUCUAUCGCUCCAGUUAAGCGCAAAGUACUCUUCUCCUUUUCCAUUUCUGGUUAAUACCAGCCGAGAAGAGCUAACCCUAACCCUAGCCUUAUGAUGUCAGGAUCCAGGAUUCCCCUUUUUAGGUCCUUUCAUUUCUACCUUUGUUGGAAAUGUUUCCUCCUAAAGUUCUGCUGUGAUUUUUUUUAGUAUGAUGUAUAAAGCAACCCUAAAGCUGGUUACUGAGGAAAGUGCACUCCUGUCACCAAAUGUAGAGUUUAGACGUGGCUGUUUUCGCUGUUUAGUGUUCGUGUGCACGGGUUUAUGUGUUCAGGGUCACGCCGUCUCCUGUGGGCUGUGCUCCAUGAGAGCGUUAAAGUCAGUUCUGUGUGGUCUUUUGUAUGUGAAAGAAUGAAAAUGUUCCAAGUUGUUUUUGUUUUUUAUCAUUGAUUUACUGUCCUUAUUGUUUAUUGUGAGCACACUUUGGAGAAUAAAUGU
Menidia menidia (Atlantic silverside) is the source of this 2874-nucleotide messenger RNA. The record is from the annotation of a GenBank genome assembly. NCBI's taxonomy places the organism in Eukaryota, Metazoa, Chordata, Actinopteri, Atheriniformes, Atherinopsidae.